Molecule: messenger RNA, 1032 nt
Organism: Symbiodinium natans
Lineage: Eukaryota; Dinophyceae; Suessiales; Symbiodiniaceae
Source: the annotation of a GenBank genome assembly
AUGGAUGCUACCAUCGAAGGCUUUGUAAAAGCCCUUGGAGGUGGUGUCGGUGCGGUUUUCUCGACGACGGUGCUUUACCCCUUGGAGGUAACAAAGACGAAGGUGCAAGCCUUCGCAGGCCAUGCAACUACAGAUGAGGGCUUCGACGAGGAGAAGCACCAGGCCAUGGGAAACACUUUCCGUGCCUUGCAGUACACCUGGAAGAAGGAAGGCUUUCAAGCAUUGGUGGCCCCGUGGGCGCCUGGUUGGCCGAGUACAUGCCUGGAUUCGUUUAUCUUCAACUUUGUGUACUACUACUUCUAUGAGGCCUUCAUGGCCCUCUGGCGAAGGUUUGUCGGCCGUGUCACAUACCGUGCCAACAUGCUCAUUGCCACGACCGCAGGCGCAUUGAUGCAGCUUUCGACGUUGCCUGUGCAGAACCAUUCUACAAGGAUGCAGACCCAGACUGUGCGGCGGGGCAACUGGGCAACGGCCGUUGCCAUGUAUCGGGAGGAAGGCCUGGAAGCUUUCUACAAAGGCCUUCUACCAUGCUUGCUUCUUUCUGUGAGCGCCACGAUUCAGGAGCCCCUCUAUGACACCAUCAAAGCUGCAUGGUUAAGGCGAAUGAACCAAAAUAAUGCGAAGGGCGUUCGUAUCGGACUGACAGCUGGCCAGGCAUUCUGGUUGGGCCUUGGCAGUAAGCUCAUUUCCUCCACGAUCUGCUAUCCACUGACACGAGUGAAGCAGAUGUGCCAGGCGCAGACAAAGCGCUCUAAAAUCUCUAAAGGCCGGCAGCAACAGUCAAAAAAGCAGCAAGGAGACGUAUCAGACACGGUGCCCCUCAGCAUGUUCGAGAUGGCCAUGAGGGUCUACAAAGCAGAUGGGCUACGCGGCUUUGUGUACGGAAUCGAAGGACAAGUCUUCAACGCGUCUAUAAAGGCAGCUUUGAACAGAAUGGUGAAAGAACGCAUUCAGAUAUUUCUGCUUUUCUUUCUGUUCCCACAUCAGUUUCGCAAAAUGCGAGAAGCUGCCUUGCUAGAAGCUCAAGCAUAG